AGUUCUCAACACACUAGCACAUUUACACACACUUCAGUGUUCAGUAAAAUAUUUUGUAAUUAUUUUGGUUUGUAAUUGUGGUGUUGCUUAGCUUUGCAGAAUGAGCAGGGAAAUCAGCUUGGCCGAAGUGAAAAAGCACAAUAAAGCCAAUGAUUUGUGGGUGGUGAUUGAGGACAAGGUCUACGAUCUGACCAAGUUCAAGCAAGAGCAUCCUGGCGGCGAGGAUUCGCUGAUAUCUGUGGCAGGUCGCAAUGGCACACGGGAAUUUCUGGAUGUGGGCCACAGCCAGGAGGCCCGGGAGAUAAUGAAAAAGUUUCUGAUUGGCAAUUUGGCAGCCGCCGACAUUAAGAAAAAAGGGGCCGUGGGUUGCAGAGAAAUCGGCCUGGCCGUGGGCGCCAUAAUACUGGGCAUGGCGCUGGUCUACGCGAUCAAACGGGGCAUGGCCAAGAACUAAAUCGAAGGACGUUGCACAACACUGAAACUUUCAUUCCGCAAAGAGAGAAGAGGCAGAAUAAAUUUUAUGUCCUUUUGAUAUUACAAUUUUUUUUUGUAUAAAACUCGUUGAUAU
This is a messenger RNA of Drosophila arizonae, 568 nucleotides long. Its product is annotated as cytochrome b5. Gene Ontology annotation, molecular function: heme binding. NCBI's taxonomy places the organism in Eukaryota, Metazoa, Arthropoda, Insecta, Diptera, Drosophilidae. Gene Ontology annotation, cellular component: membrane; intracellular membrane-bounded organelle. The record is from RefSeq and is a predicted model, not a curated record.